AUGCCCUACCUCCCAACCUCACAAUCCUACCUCGAACAAUCCUCUCUCCUCCUCCAAGCCUACCCAGACACGAGAAUCACAACAAAAUACACCUUCCCCCGCACAUCCACAUCCACCAAACCAUCCUCGACAACACAACCCACAUCUACAGAAGAAACCGAACCCAAACCCCGCAUCGCCGUCCUCGAACUCAAGACCUAUCACCCGGGAUCCGGCAUCUGUUUGAAAUACCGUACGAACAAGGGCGCCGAGGUCGGCCGGUUGAUUACCUCGUUGGGGAAGUUGGCGGCGGGGGCUGAUGUUGAGGGGUUGGGGUUGGGGAAUCCUGCUCCUGCUGGUGGUGCUGGUGAUGUGGAGAUGGGGGAUGCUCCUGCUGUUGCUGCUGCUGAGGGACAGACGGUAGCUGGGGAGGGGGGUAAUGCUGGUGCAGCUGGGAAGGGAGGGAAAGGGAAGAAGAAGGGGGGGAAGGGGAAGAGGUGA
Molecule: messenger RNA, 480 nt
Organism: Aspergillus tubingensis
Lineage: Eukaryota; Fungi; Ascomycota; Eurotiomycetes; Eurotiales; Aspergillaceae
Product: SRP9/SRP21 family protein
Exons: 2
Coding region: 1-480 (159 amino acids)
Biological process (GO): SRP-dependent cotranslational protein targeting to membrane
Cellular component (GO): signal recognition particle, endoplasmic reticulum targeting
Source: RefSeq, a predicted model, not a curated record